Thermothielavioides terrestris NRRL 8126 is the source of this 1244-nucleotide messenger RNA. RefSeq lists its product as uncharacterized. NCBI's taxonomy places the organism in Eukaryota, Fungi, Ascomycota, Sordariomycetes, Sordariales, Chaetomiaceae. Bases 1 to 621 code for a protein of 206 amino acids. The transcript is spliced from 2 exons. The record is from RefSeq and is a predicted model, not a curated record.
AUGGACCAUUCGCUGGAUCAGACGACCCUAGCCACAAUCUCGUUGCUCGAGGCGCGCCUGCUUCGUAUCGAGCACAUCCUCUACGGGCCAUCAACACCCCCUACAGAACCGCCAGCCGAGUCGGCAACAACCUCGCUCGCCGAGCUCGAGCACCGCUUCAACCAGCUCUUGCGCCACUUCCACAAAUCCCACCCGACCCUCUUCCAAUCGCCCUCCAACCCCCCCUCCAUCGCCACCACACCCACGCCCGCCGCAACAAUACCCACCCAACUGCCCCCGGAAGCGGUGCGCGCCACGGUGCUCGCCUACGCGUCGGCCUUCCCCACAACCGCGUCGGCGCUGACGGCGGCGACCACCGACACGCCGGUGCCGGACGCGCAGCAGAGCGCGGCGCUGGCGGCGCUCGGCCCGCGGCUGCGCGCGGUCGCGGCGCUGCAGCGCGCGCAGUCGGCCGAGAUGGCGGCGCUGCGGCGGCGCAGCGAGCGCGCGCUGCGCGCCUGGUACGAGGGCGGCGUGCUGCGCUACGGCGACGUCCUCGCCGACGUCGAGGGCCGGUUCGAGAAGGUCGAGCGCGCGGUGCGCAGGGCCGCGAGGGCGAGGGAGGAGGAGGGUAAGGUUUGAUGAGCGUCUGUUUGUUUGUUUGUUUGUUUGUUAAGUGGCUGCGGAAGGGGAAUACCGGGGGAUAUUCGGGUGCAGCAAAGCACCUGCACACAGGUGGACAAGAGAAGGGGACACAACAACCGCCAACGGUCCUCCUAAACCACCUCUGUGGUUGCCCGUUUUGGAGCGUCCUGGGAAACCAGAUCCUUAUUUGGGCACGGCUGGCCUCCUUCACUCCGUCCGACACCUUGGGGUAUCUGCUGUUUGUGGAGGGAGGGAGCGCGCAGCAGCUGGGGGUGGUGUUCGGCUCUGCAUUGGCCAUGCGUUGUUGAAGACCGGCGAUCCAUAUGGGUUAGCAGGCCACAUAUCACCGGGAGAGCUGGCGGCGCCAGCCGGCCUCCCGUGCAGGCUGUGCUAGGUACCGGAAGCUGCGGAGCCGAAUCCGCCCAUGGAGCAGCAGGACCGGCGGUAUGUGGGGUGGAACCGGGCAACUGUGGCCGUGGCCCGGCGUUUGCCGGUUUCCCUCUCAGGCGGCGGAAGUUCGCGAACCGCCUCAUCGGUGUAUGCAUGUAUUUAGUACCUUCGUAUUGAGGUGGCGGCAGGAAUCACCGUCUACCCUGCAUAUCAAGCCCCGCGGAUGACAA